UUAAAGAGAUAGAAAGUAAAUGAGAAAGAGAAAAAGAAAAAAGAAAGAGAUUGAUUGGUCGAAAGUUGGUUUUUAACUAGUGUUUUUCGGAUCUAUUGUUUACAAAUCUAUCUUUUUGGUGAUUUAACCUCUAUAAUCUUGGUGACUCCGUUUUACAUCAUCUACAUCAGUUCACUCAUAUUUUAAACAUGGCUGAAAGUGAAGACAGAAGUCACAGUGACGAUGAGUCUCCUAAAAUUAAAUUGGUUGUUAAAACCCCUAUGGAUAAAGAUACCGUUGAAAUUGAGGAAGAUGCUUCCAUCAAGCGAUUGCGAGAGAUAGUUGCUCAACGAUUUAAGGUUGAAGAGGAGCAAGUUUGCUUAAUUUUCGCUGGCAAAAUAUUGAAGGAUCAUGAAACACUGGAACAGCACAAAAUUAAAGAUGGGUUGACAAUUCAUUUGGUUACUAGAGCUAAAAAGAGUAAUGAUGGGUCAUCUACAUCGAAUCAAUCUUCAGGCUCUAAAACUUCUUCUGGUUCAGCAUCCAAUAACCCUUCAGGACCCACACCUUCCUUAUUUCCCGGAUUUGAUUUCCCAAAUCUAGGAAAUCUUGGAAAUCUUGGGAAUCUUGGAAAUCUAGGAAAUCUAGGAAAUAAUGGAAAUAUGUCUCAAACAUUACUACAAAUGCAACAAAAUCUCCAACAAGAGCUUAUGUCUAAUCCUGAUAUGAUGCGUUCACUUAUUGAUAGCCCUAUGUUCCAAGAUUUGAUUUCUCACCCAGACUACAUUCGAUCCGUUUUACGGAGUAAUCCAACUACUCAAGCAUUAAUGGAAAGGAAUCCUGAAAUCAGUCACAUGUUAAACAAUCCAGAGGUUAUACGUCAAGCUAUGGAAACUAUUAGGAACCCAGCAGCUUUCCAAGAACUGAUGAGAACACAAGACCGCGCUCUUAGCAACAUUGAAUCAUUACCCGGGGGCUUUGAUGCUCUCCGACGAAUGUAUACCGAAUUUCAGGAACCUAUGUUAACUGCAGCUACAGAACACAUUACUGGGGGAAAUCCAUUCGCAUUCAACAGUGAGAAUCGAGAAAAUUCCCAAUCAUCCCAAACUGGAGUUGAAAAUAGAGAUCCUUUACCAAACCCAUGGGCACCCAGGGGUUCUACAACUGGCACAGGACAAACUACCGGUACUACUCCACCUACUGAUAACACUACUCCAUCUAGUGCAGGACCAUUCAAUAUUCCAGGAAUGCCAAAUUUGAUGGCGCAAAUGAGGGACAAUAGCUCAAUGAUGGAGACUUUAACACAAUCCCCUUUUAUGCGUCAAAUGAUGAGUCAUAUGGUUUCCAAUCCUGAUAUGCUUCAACAAAUGAUGUCAAUGAAUCCCUUACUUGCCAAUAAUCCGCAACUUAUGGAUCAGAUUCGUCAAACCGCUCCACAAAUGGUACAGAGAAUGCAAAGUCCAGAGUUCCAACAACUAUUGACCAAUCCUCAAGCCCUAGAAGCCUUGAUGAAUAUUCAACGAGGGAUGGAACAGUUACAAAGAAUUGCUCCCGGAGCUCUUUCUGGAAUGAUGGGAGGCAAUCCUCUUGGUAAUUUAAGCUGUCCUCCGUCAACUACUGCGACUACGACUACACCUGCAUCACCUGUUUCAACCUCUACUGCAACUUCGGAAACCAAUACAUCGACAACAACUACGGCUGGUUCUAAUAUUAACAAUACCACUGCGUCAACGGUUGGAGCAUUAUCUCAAUUAAUGGCACAAAUGUUGACUUCUCAAUCGAGCCAAUCAACUAACCAACAAGCCCCUGAAGAAAGAUACAGAAAUCAAUUGGAGCAAUUAUCAUCCAUGGGAUUUACCAAUAGAGAGGUCAAUCUACAAGCCCUAAUAGCUACUUUUGGUGAUGUCAAUGCUGCAGUUGAGAGACUUCUUCAAUCACGCCCAUGAAAAAGCAAAAAAUAUCAUAAAGUGUUAAAGCAAACUAAAAUAUCAAACAAUAUAUAUAAACCUUUUCAGCCUCAUCAAUUUAUAUGGAAAGAAAAAAGUAUAUAAGUAUAAAUAUUAUAAAUAUACGUGCGAUACAAAGAAUACGUUGCAAAUAACACAAAAGAAAUAGCUUAAUACGAAAAAAAAGAUAAUUGAAAAUUAAGGUGACAAGCAAGUUAAUAAGUUACAAAUUGAAUGAACUCACAAGUCUAGUUUCCCUGUUUUUCCGUUUCAAACUGACUCUUCAAGGAACUUUAACCCUGAUGUUGAAUUUUUCAUAGUGACUGUAUAAGAAAACACGCGGCAAAGAAUCUGCUUCUUUAUAAAAACAUUUAAAUGGUUAUUUUAGUUGAACCUUGUUCAAAUAUGAUAACUAAUAACAGAGAAAAAUUAGAUUGCGAAAAGUAAUCAAUAAAGGAGGACAGAAAAAAUUUAAUACCCUCCUAUAUCUGUCGUCUUUUAUUUUUAUUUGAUACAUAUAAUAUUUAUUGUAAUAAUUGAAAAAAAACCUCAUCAUCAGUGAUUAUUGAAACUUUCAUCAGUGGAUCAGCAAAAACAAAAACAAAAUAAAGCAGUAGAUGAGCAUGAAAAAAA
Messenger RNA from Tetranychus urticae (two-spotted spider mite), 2558 nucleotides. It is a transcript of the gene Ubqn, whose product is annotated as ubiquilin. NCBI's taxonomy places the organism in Eukaryota, Metazoa, Arthropoda, Arachnida, Trombidiformes, Tetranychidae. The record is from RefSeq and is a predicted model, not a curated record. Gene Ontology annotation, biological process: nucleotide-excision repair; proteasome-mediated ubiquitin-dependent protein catabolic process. Gene Ontology annotation, molecular function: damaged DNA binding; polyubiquitin modification-dependent protein binding. Gene Ontology annotation, cellular component: cytosol.